This is a messenger RNA of Nakaseomyces glabratus, 612 nucleotides long. Its product is annotated as Loc1p. Gene Ontology annotation, biological process: ribosomal large subunit biogenesis; intracellular mRNA localization. The record is from RefSeq and is a predicted model, not a curated record. Lineage: Eukaryota; Fungi; Ascomycota; Saccharomycetes; Saccharomycetales; Saccharomycetaceae. Gene Ontology annotation, cellular component: preribosome, large subunit precursor; nucleolus. Gene Ontology annotation, molecular function: mRNA binding.
AUGGGUUCUAUCAAGAAAACAAAAGGGAAAAGCCAAUCAACCAAAAGAGUUGUUACGCCAGAAGUGUUUGCUGAUCAACAAGCUAGAAAUCAACUAGCGAAUGCUCCUAAUCUAACUGAAAAAUCAGAACGCAGAAAGGCAAAUAAAUUACAGGUAAAGAAGGAACAAGCUAGGGCUAGACUGUAUGGUAAGAAGAAGAAGGAGAGUACAUAUUCGGAGAAAGACUUAGAUCUUCCAUCACUCAAUAAAGCGGUUAACCCAGGAGUUAAACUUAGAAGAGGUAAGAAAGGUAAGAAAUUCAUUGAUGAUCAUGAUAGCUUAACUUUACACAGGUUAAUAAAAACAAUCGGGGACAAAUACGAUGAUAUCACUGAAAGUAAAUUGGAGAAAGAUAGAAGAUUAGAGGUAAUCAGAGAACUAAAAAGACAAGAAAUAGAAAGGAAAGAAGCCGCCAAACAAAGUCAGUUAGAAGAGAAAAAGGACGAAUUGAAGAAGAAAUCAUCUAUUGCACGUUCAAUGAGAAGAAAAAACAGAAGAGAUCAAGAGCGUGAUCUGCAUACUACUUCUAAUGAUAAAGUGCAAAGGAAGAAGAAGUCUGUCUCCUUUGCUUGA